Odocoileus virginianus texanus is the source of this 3284-nucleotide messenger RNA. Lineage: Eukaryota; Metazoa; Chordata; Mammalia; Artiodactyla; Cervidae. The record is from RefSeq and is a predicted model, not a curated record.
CCGAGCGCGGACCUGGCUUGCUCCCCGCGGCUCACCUGCCUUGGCCGUAGCCCGCCUCACCUGACCUCCGCGGAACCUGAUGAGCCUCCGAACCUUCUACUGAAGUGUGUCCUUGCCCCGCCGUGCGUGCUCUAUCGGGGUUUCCAAUUCCUCCUAGAGUCUUGAAGCCUUCUCCCCGCGGUGUCCAAGCCCUCCUCCCAGGGUCUCCGCACCCUCUCCUGUGGGAUUUCCAACGCUCCUUUCCCUGGGCCCAUGCCACACCUGAGGGCACUGGGUCCUAUUGGUGCUCAGUAUCUGUGAGGCCUGCUGUUUAGUUUACAACAUUCAGUUUCCUGUCCAGUGGGCAAGAAGUAAGAUCUUAACCAGUCCUGUCAAGAUACCUAAGAUUCUGAAUGAGUGGAAUUAGCGGUGAGGUUCAUUCAUAAGGAUUAAGUCUAAAGAAGGUAAGUAAUUUAUUGACACAGAGGGGGAAAAAAAAACCUGGACUCAUUGAACAAGAAAAGAGAUCUGCCCAACAAUCCCCAAACUGGGGAAAUCAGAUGCCAUCGCCUGGCAACUUACCUAGAAGCCCAAGAGACCAGGACAAUUGCAGACCUACCUACCAGGUUGUCUGAUAACAAUGGUGACAAUUGACCCAAGUCUGAAAUAAUCAUAUUUCUAUAGACCUCGUGCAGGAGGGAAUCAAAGUAAAGAACUACACACUUGCAAGAGGGAAUACUAACUUCUCUCUCUCCUUUCCCUUUAGAUUUUGCAGCAAUUUACUUUGGUAAACAAGUCUGAAUGUGUCUGAAUCAGUUCAUAUCAGAAUUGAAACAGACAUUGGAAGGACAUAAGCCUGAAUUUCUGCACUAGGAAGAAGUGCCCAGAAAAGAGAUUUUUUAGUUAUAUGACUUCUCAAAAAAUAGUGAGAUGUCGGGUUCCUCACCAUUUAAGAUGCGACUAGUUCAUCUGGACCUGAAAGGAGCCCCACCAAAGGUCUGCUACCUCUCGGAGAUUUUCCCCCUGUUCCGUGCCCUGGGUGCAAAUGGCGUCCUCAUUGAGUAUGAAGACAUGUUUCCCUAUGAGGGCCACCUGAGGCUGCUGAGGGCCAAGCAUGCGUACAGCCCUUCCGAAAUCAAAGAGAUCCUGCACUUGGCCACACUGAAUGAGCUGGAGGUCAUUCCCUUGGUGCAGACAUUUGGGCACAUGGAGUUUGUGCUGAAGCAUGAAGCUCUUGCUCACCUCCGGGAAGUGGCACGUUUCCCCAAUACCCUGAACCCCCACAAAGAGGAGUCCCUGGCACUGGUCAGAACCAUGAUCGACCAGGUAAUGGAGCUGCACCCGGGCGCCCGGUGGCUCCACGUCGGCUGUGACGAGGUCUACUACCUUGGAGAGGGUGAGACCUCGAGACAGUGGUUGCAGCAGGAGCCCAACAGCAAAGCAGAGCUGUGUCUGUCCCACAUGGAGGCGGUGGCCAGCCAUGUGCGGGCCCGGUACCCCACCACAACACCCCUGAUGUGGGACGACAUGCUGCGGGACAUCCCCGAGGACCAGCUCUCAGGGUCAAGGGUGCCGCAGUUGGUGGAGCCUGUGCUCUGGGACUAUGGGGCUGACCUGGACAUCCACGGCAAAGCGCUCCUUGUGGAGAAGUACCGGAAGAGCGGCUUCUCCUGGCUCUGGGCCGCCAGCGCCUUCAAGGGGGCCACAGGAGUGAACCAGAGCCUGACCCCCAUCGAGCACCACCUCAGAAACCACCUGCAGUGGCUGCAGGUGGCGGGCAGCGUGCCAGCGGACACGCUGCGGGGCAUCAUCCUGACUGGCUGGCAGAGGUAUGACCACUUCUCCGUGCUGUGCGAGCUGCUGCCCGUGGGAAUCCCAUCCCUGGCCGUCUGUCUGCAGGUGCUGCUGCACGGAGACUUUGCUGAAAAUGUCAAAGCAAGAGUGGAGAACUUUCUUGGGGUUUCGAGCCUGGAGGAAAUGGAUUUUAGGAGUGAGGGCGCCGGCUCCUUCCCUGGCAGCAACAUCCUGGCCCUCGUCACACAAGUCAGCCUCCAUCUGUGCGGCUCCGUGGACGUGCUGCUGGAGAGGGACAGGUAUGUGACUGGUUGGUUCAGCCCCUACCAUCGCAGGAGGAAGCUCAUCCACCCGGUCAUGAUCGAGCACAUCCAGCCCCAGGCACUCAGUCUCCUGGCCAGGUGGAACACCCUUGCAGGGGAGCUGGAGGCUGCCCUGCAGCGUGUCUUCUACCCGGACACGGUGGAGGAGUGGCUGGAGGAGAACGUGCACCCCAGCCUGCGGCGGCUGCAGGCUCUGCUACAGGACCUGGGUGAGGCGGCCGGCCCCAGGCAGGACUCAGGUCAGGACCCCUGAGGGGAGAGGCCAAGAACAGGCUUUCAGCAGCCCAGCACCCUCAUCUAGCUGCACCCGGCCCCAUGCGCCCCUCCUGAGUCCUGGACAGCCAUGCCAGCGGGCAGCAGCCACAGAGUAAAUAUGGAAGCAAAAGGCCCCCUGGGCCUAUGCGGUGAUCAGCAUUAGAACUUUUUUUGAAAUAAAAAGGAGAGUGGAAUCCAGAAAUCAUGCUGCUAGGAAUUUGAAAGGCUUCAUUACUACUCUGGCCCGGGCUGCUUACAGUGGGACCCUCACAAUGCUCUGGAGACCCUUCUCACCCAACCCAGCUCCCAGGGAGAAGAGUCAGCCAAACACUCUCCCUCUGGUCCUGGAGCCUCCUCCAGCCCUGGGAUGAACACACCAGAAACCAGUGUACAGCAUAUCACACCUUUUAAGAGAAAAGCACUCCAGACUUAACCAUUUGGAAACCUAACUUUGGCAUGUUUAAGUGACUGUGUCCCCAUAGGUCUGGCUGGCAAGCAUUACUUAGAAAGGAGAGGAUCUCCUCUCUCUGGAGUUCCCUGAAGUUGCUCUCAUCCAGGCAGCCUCGGAACCCUGGGUCUAUGGGUCUUCCAGGCCAUUCCCAGUGUAAGCCUUGUGGAUUCCCCCAGAGAUGCUCUUGGCACAUGCUAUACCUUGGAGGAACUUGGGUUCAGAGAAAGCAGAAGAAAACCAACAGCGCAGGUGAGGGUCAGUGUGACUGGCACCCAGAUUCCAUGGGGGUGGCUGCAGCCAGCUGCCCAAGCCCUGCUGAGGGGCAGUCAUGAGCCUGGCCCAUUCUGGCCACAUACAAACAGGCCCAACCACCAGGGUUUGAGAGAAGCUGGGAAUAUGGGUUCCAAAGGAUGGGUGCACGUUUUUAAAUGACUCGAUGGACAUGAAUUUGAGUAAACUCCGGGAGUUGGUGAUGGACAGGG